Acanthochromis polyacanthus (spiny chromis) is the source of this 727-nucleotide messenger RNA. Its product is annotated as small conductance calcium-activated potassium channel protein 2-like. Gene Ontology annotation, molecular function: calmodulin binding; small conductance calcium-activated potassium channel activity. The transcript has a single exon. The record is from RefSeq and is a predicted model, not a curated record. NCBI's taxonomy places the organism in Eukaryota, Metazoa, Chordata, Actinopteri, Pomacentridae. Gene Ontology annotation, biological process: potassium ion transmembrane transport. Gene Ontology annotation, cellular component: neuron projection; neuronal cell body; plasma membrane. The coding region runs from base 3 to 521 and encodes 172 amino acids.
AUAUGCCGUCUUUUACCCUCCAUCAGCCUCACUAUGCCCUCUCCUUGCAGCUAUUUAUGGUGGACAACGCAGCUGAUGACUGGAGGAUAGCCAUGACAUAUGAGCGCAUCUUCUUCAUCUGCCUGGAGAUCCUGGUGUGCGCCAUACACCCCAUCCCCGGGAACUACACCUUCACCUGGACAGCACGCUUGGCCUACUCCUAUGUGCCAUCCAAGACGGAUGCGGACGUGGACAUCAUCCUGUCCAUCCCCAUGUUCCUGCGGCUGUACCUCAUCGCUCGCGUCAUGCUGCUGCACAGCAAGCUGUUCACCGAUGCGUCGUCCCGCAGCAUUGGGGCACUCAACAAGAUUAACUUUAACACACGCUUUGUGAUGAAGACCCUCAUGACCAUCUGUCCCGGCACUGUGCUGCUGGUCUUCACCAUCUCGCUAUGGAUCAUCGCUGCAUGGACAGUGCGAGCUUGCGAGAGGUGCCUGGAUCAGUUUCUCAUGCUAUGCCGUGCCGCUCAGCAUGAAACAUAGAUAAGGAAUAAAAAUAGAUAGCGUACAGACGUCCUAGCUCACUCUGUGUCUGAACAUCCAGAUAGAAGGAUUUACAAAUGCUGUAAGGAGAGAUUGCAGAAUCCUGACAGAGCAGUUGAUACUCUCUUUUUUCCUUCUGUUUCUAAAAUGAGUUUUAGCUGUGAGGAGAAGCUGGAGUGCAGCAGCUUCUGCAGGUGCAUGAAGGC